Mesorhabditis spiculigera is the source of this 2223-nucleotide messenger RNA. Lineage: Eukaryota; Metazoa; Nematoda; Chromadorea; Rhabditida; Rhabditidae. The record is from the annotation of a GenBank genome assembly.
AUGAGCUCGCCGGAGGGCACAUCGGAAGCGGAUACGGAAUCCCACGAUGGAUCUCCUAGGCACGCUGAUCCAGCCUCACCUUCACCCUCGGAAAAUGAGCCUCCGCCCAGGCCCCCGGCUCCGAAGAGAUUAACACCGGAGGGCACACCACAACAUGGCAAUAACCUAGAAGCCAGCCCAUUGCACAAUUUGUAUGAGAAAUUUAGCGCAAAGGAGAAGGAGAUUGAAAAGUUAGAGCAACAAAACAGCGACUACCGCGAGCAGUUGAUAAGAACGAUUAGGGAGCGGGAUUUGAAUGAAGAAUUAGUGAAGAAUGUCCGACAAGAGCAAGCCGAGAAAUUUGCGGAUCUGCAAAGACGGAAUAACGAUCUCGAGUCGCAAUUACGGGUUUCAAAGGAUCGUGCCACCGCCCAGGAAGCCCAUUACACUGCCACUACAAAAGAUCUCGUCGCCAAGUUCAAUGCCCAGAUUGCUCAGUUAACAAAAAAGCAAGAAAAUGCAGAGCGUGAGAAAAAUGAAGCGGUAGUAAAGUAUGCGAUGAAGGAGGGAGAGAUUAUGCGGGUGGCCGAUGAGAAUAAGAAAAAGGGUGAAGAAAAUCGACGCCUGAAGCAAGAACUCGACAAUUUUCUAAAAAGCGCCGAUCAUGAACGACUUGAAGAACUUGAAAAAGCCAAGCAACAACUUACUGUCGAGCUCGAGAAAGUCAAGCACGAAAGAUUCGACCUGGAUAAUCGGUUGAAAAUCUCGGAGAAACGGAUAGAGGUCGUCCAACUCGCUGCCAACGAUCAAAAACAGCAAAACGAAGUACUGCGUCGCCAAAUGGUUCAGAUCAAGGAGGAAAAAGCAGCUUUCCAAGAGAAUGUGCGAUCGCUGGAAUUUAGGAUACAGAGCGAAAGCGAGCGCAAGAACCAGCAAGACCAGGAGAGCUCAAAGAUUCAGGGUGAGCAGGAGGAGAUGUACAGAUCCCUUGUCGAAGACCUGGAACGGACAAAGAAACUGAACCGAGAGUUGGGCGAGAAAGUGGAAGAACUAGCAAGAGAGAACUCGUCGCUGAUGACCAAUCUGACUACCAUCGAGGCACAACUCCGGAAAGAAGAAGCUGAACAUGCCGUCGUGCGGAAGAAGGCUGAAGACUUGGAGGGAAUUGAGCGGAAGGUUAAUGGGUCACUGGAAGAGGCACGGAAAGCCAGACUAGCCAAAGACGAAGCGGAAGCAGACAAAGCCACGGCCGAAUCGGAAGCGGACUCUUGUAGGAAACAAGCCGAAAGAAUGCUGGAGAUCACGGAGCAGCUGACGAACAGGAAUACACAGCUUUGCUCCGAGAUGGAGACAAUGAGGGAAGAGAAUACUAUUCUGCAAGAAAAGCUGAUCGCAGCCGAAGGAGCACAAAGUCGAGCCGAAAACAAGCUGGCUGAUAACGAAGCGCGAGAAACGACCUCGACUCAAAAUUUGGAGACCGAGCUCCAGAUGACGAAGGAGGAGAUGAGAGCGAAAAAUGAUAAAAUCUACGAACUACAGAAAAAGCUUGAAAACGAGAUCAACCAAGCGGGUAUCUACAAGAAGAAGACGAUGUCGAAUCUGAAGGAGCUCAAGGCCGAGGUGUCGAAUCUGCAAAAACAGCUGAAGCAACAGCAGCAAAAUAGCCAAUCCGGGCAACCGGAAGUGGUUGUCGAGUUGCCGGGGCCGUCAUCUGGAAGUCGUAGUCGGACAAGUUCUAUCACGAGCAUGGAUCAGGUAGCCCGAUCUUCUGAAGCUUCUUUCAACAUGCAGUCACCUCAAGAGGAAAUUACUCCUCCGCCCUAUCAACAGCAAAUGAUUGAAAAGAUCGUAAAACUCCAAAAGCAACUCGCGAGGAGGUCCGAAAAGAUCGAAUUUUUGGAGGAGCACGUGCGACAAUGCCUGGAGGAGCUGCAAAAGAAGACCAAAAUCAUCCAGUACUACGCUCUUCGAGAAGAAGCCUCACUGCUCGUGCCUGAUGACAAGGACCUCAAGAAGGUGCCAAUCUCGAAAAAGACGGCCCCGGCGUACAGCCUGAUGGGUUCGAUGUGGUCGAUGGGAAGCGACAAAUCUGCACUACAGCUUGCCACCGAAGUUAACUCAAGAUUACAGGCUGUUUUGGAGGAUACACUAUUGAAGAAUAUCGCAUUAAAGUCAAGCGUCGACAAGCUCGGAGAAGAAAUUGCCCGACUGUCUCGUGAAAAUCGUCAGCUCACGCUCAAAAAA